AUGCAGCGGAUCAGGGCGCGACGAGUGCGCGACGUGCAUUGGAGGUUGCAGGCGCUGAAGACUCGGACUGCUCUAGCCGUUGGCGAGCACGUUCCGCUGACACGGUGCUCGGACCAGGAGGGCUUGCUGCCGAAGGUUGUACAGAAGGACGGCGAGGCGAACUACUCCUCGCCGGCCGUGGCGCCGGAGAGUAGGACGAAGCUCACCUCGGUUCUGGUGACGUCGCUCUUCUCCGACUACUACGAGCGCAUCCAGGGCGUGUACUACGCGAACCCGACGGAGACCGGGGAGUACGUGGAGAUGCACCAACCGAGCCACGAGAGGGAGCAGCGCACGGAGGCGCGCGGCCACAACCAGAGGGCCCUGGCGGAGAUAUAUCUGCUGAGCUUCUGCGAUCGCAUCGUGACGAGCGCGGUGUCGACGUUCGGGUACAUCGCGCACGGGCUCGCCGGCGUGCGGCCCUGGGUGCUGCUGCGGCCAUCGUCCCCUGAAACGCAUGCUGAUCCGGCGUGCGUUCAGUCGAAGACGGUCGAGCCCUGUCUUCAGGCGCUGCCGCGACAAAUGUGCGGAGCAGCAGAGGGGACUGACAUUGGAGCUCUGGUGCCUUAUGCCCGACACUGUGAGGACGAGCACAAAGGUCUCAAGUUGUUCCCUUAA
Miscanthus lutarioriparius is the source of this 657-nucleotide messenger RNA. NCBI's taxonomy places the organism in Eukaryota, Viridiplantae, Streptophyta, Magnoliopsida, Poales, Poaceae. The record is from the annotation of a GenBank genome assembly.